Molecule: messenger RNA, 3495 nt
Organism: Chrysoperla carnea
Lineage: Eukaryota; Metazoa; Arthropoda; Insecta; Neuroptera; Chrysopidae
Exons: 15
Coding region: 1-3495 (1164 amino acids)
Source: RefSeq, a predicted model, not a curated record
AUGAAGGCAGCAGCAAAAUCCUUUAUAAGUUGUGGAUGGAAUCAGCAUAACGAUGCUAAAAAUUCAUCGAAUCGAUUUAAAAACAACAUAAAUAAACUUUACAAUUAUAAUGGUGAUGGUAAUAGUUUAAAAGAUUUGAAAUUAAAUUGUACAGAAAUGACAUUUUCCAAAGAACAACUGGGUGCGUUAAAUCGAUAUCUUGGGGAUUUACAAACAUCGUCAUCGAAUUCUACGCAAUAUAAUAAUAUAACAGGCCAUAAAGAAAUAUCUGAUGUUGUGGAACGUUUGGUUCAAAGACUUCUAUGUGGGGUUGGAGCUUUAGAUUCUAAAUUUUCAUCGAAAUUUUUAAUUAAAUUGCAUGAAGAACAUUCUUCUUCAUCUGAGACAGAAUACACUCAACGUUUUGAAUAUUUAGUACGCUUUGAUAAAUUAUCAACAUCAGCAUCGUCAUCAUUAAAUGAAACUAGCAUAGAGAAUGAGGUAAUUUGUCGUUUGAUUGAUGACACGGAAGAUGAAACUCUUCCUCAAGGGUAUGUUCGUAUUGUUGUACAAGGCAAUAACUUAACUGAAUGGUCUGAAUUUCUCACAUCAAAUGGAUAUUUGAGAAGAGACAAAAUUCAAGAACGCUUUGUAGAGCUUUUAGCAUUAUCGGCUGGUGGAGCAUCUCCAAAUAAUCCUGAUGAAGUGGAAGAAUCUCAAUGCUGUGGCGCACCUGGGAAAGUUGCUGACGCUGCUAUUAUUUAUCAAAUUUUAAAAGUAUCAUCACAAGAACAAGUAUUUUACGGACCAACUGGAAAUGAGAAAAUACGAUAUCCAGACCCACGUGAUUUUCGUAUAGCUAUCGUUGAAGAACCAACUGGAAUACGCUUACGUAUUGGAUUCUUAUCACCGGCUUUACAUCGAAAUGGUGAUGUAGAAGUAUAUUUAAUACUUGGCAUUGGUUUUGAUGGGUGGCCAGCGUCUAGUGAUUUUCCGCAUCGUAUUGACUUGACUCAUCCUGAAUUUUUAGUUUAUUACAAGACCGCACAAACGGGAAUGUACGUGGUUUCAAUUGCACCAUGUUCUUCAUUAAAAUCCGAUACAAAAUCAAUAGUGUGGCGGUUGUGUUUUCCAGCAGCAAGAAAUACUUUAAUGUCGCAUUAUGGUACAUCGAGUUUACCAAAUAAAAUUUUGGAUAUUUUAAAUAUACUUUUAAUGAGAAUCAAUCGACAAAUACUUGAUAAUUUAGUAUUAUCAUUACGUAAUGAAUUUCAACGUUCAUACAUAUUCCCAAAACAAAAUAUAUUCUUCAUGUUAAAUACAUGUACGGAUGAUGAUUUUAUUGCGGAUGCUGAACAAAUUUUAUCAUUUUUAGAACAUUUAUAUGAAGAAUCAACGCUAAUACAAAAAUUUGAUAAUGAUAAUUUAAUUCGUGAUCGUGUACAAAGUGAAUUAACGAUUAAAUGGGUACAAAUUAUGGCUGAUUUAGCUCCACCAUCAAUUAAUAAAUCAUAUCGUUUAAGUUUCACUAAUGAAUUUAAAGAUAAAAAUUUUGCGGCCGCAUCUCAAUUUACAAAAAAACAAUUAGAGUAUUUAAAAAUUGUUUUUAUGGAAAUCCUUAAAAUGCAUGAAGUAAUUACAGGAAAUCCUUACAUAUUUUUUGAUAACGAAAAAUUAAUUUACAUACUUAAUUAUAUUUUGGAUCAAGCAUUUAAAUUUUACUCGAAAAGUGUAAAAAUUCGUAAUCGACAUGUUUGGAAUAAGACUGAACUACAAUUAGAAAAUUCAAAACAGAUUCUUUUUCGAAUUGUUAGUAAGGAAAUGAAAAUGUUAAAAAUUAUUUUGGACAAUGAUAAUAUAUUAGUAGCUCAAGUUUUGAAAUGGUUAUAUCGUGCUUUAGAUGAAGAUAAACGAUUUUUAGCACCUUUGUUACGACCGUUUUUGAAUCGUUUAUUUUUAGCAUCGUAUGAAAAUUCCUGGCAUAUUGAAGCAUGGAAACGACGAGAAUAUUUAGAUGAAUUACAUACGUUAGGAACAUUUAGUAAAUUAGUUAAUGAUGGUUUAAUUAAACCAUUAACUGGUGUUAUGGAUGCGGCGAAUAAAGGAUGGUUUUGGGCUCAAGAUAUUUUAGAAUUAACACAGAAUGCUGAUUUAAAUUUAAUUUUUACACCAAAUAAUUUGACAACUGUACGGUAUCAGCUGCUUUGUACAAAGCCUAAUUAUGGUUUUCAUACUUUGAAGAACGCUAUUUCGAGGAAUACGGAUUAUACGACAUUAAAAAAUCAGUAUAAAGGAUUGAAUGCACCUGGAUCCUUACCAUCUACAUUAAAAUUAUCUGUAAAAUGUCAAUUUUCAACAGAAGACAAUGAAGACACUGUACAAUAUCAAAAGACGUUGCCACAUAAUGAAGCACGCGAUUUAAGUCCAAUGAAUAAAAUACUAGAAUUAUGUCGAAGAUAUGGUCAACAACGAUGUCUGGGAGAUUUAAUGGAGUCUUUGGUUGGCUUAAAUAAACUUACAAUUUUACAAGAAAUAUCGACAUUACUACCAGAUGUUGAACGUUUACAAAUGUUAGACACGAUUCAUCGCAUAUCAAAGGGAACACAUCGACGUCACAUACGAACUUUACGUAGCCGAACAACAGAACAACAAUUUUCUUCAACCAAUAACAACUCAAUAACAUUAUGUAACAGCACCAGCAGUACAAGAAAACUUAAUAAUACCAACGUCAAAAAAUCAAAAACAUUAGAUCUUACAUCAACAAAAAUGAAAUUUGACAAUCAACUGCCAUCACCAGCAAUAUACCGACAAAAACAAGACGUUGUAGAAAAUAAUAUGAACGAUAAUAAUAGUGAAGUGGCAACAACAUCUUAUUACGAAAAUUUACCAAAACAAAAUAAUAAUCAAAAGAAAGAUACAAAAAUACGACACCAAUUAUUACUUCAAAAAAAUUUAGAUAUGCUUGAUAGUGUUGAAACGGUCACGGAUGAUCGUAAAGAGUUUGUGAAUGAUAUCAAAAAUAAUUGGCAACAUUUAAUUGAGAGUCAUGAAGAUGAUGCGGUAACAAGUGGCCGUAAUGUCACGUCUUCAUCUUCGAUGCCAACAAUAUCUACAUCUUUCCCUUCAUACAAUAAUACAAUCGAUGAUGAUUUGUCACGGAAUAUAGUACGACCAUCGUCAUCAGAAACAUAUUCUACCACUAACACUACUACAAUAAUAAAUAAUGCAUCCAUUGAAGUGAUUGGCCGUGGGGGUGUUGGAAUUAACAUCACCGGUUAUGUACUUGAUAAUGAUGAUGCAGAUACGAGUUUUACGGAUGUACAAACACUUUUCAUAACAUGUGCAUUCACAAUCGGAUGUCUUUUGCUCGCCCUCAUCUUAGGAUUUUCUAUAAGAUUUUGUUGGCGUAUUUAUGUGAGAAAUCGUGAUGCUGAAGCGUAUGAUAGCGCAUUAAAUAAAGAUGAAAGUUCGGCACCAUUGAAAGGAAAUUUAACAUUAUCAGCAGAUGAGGAUUAA